AUGCCAAGAGCUCCAAGAAACCACUCCAAGACCUACUCUGUCCCAAAGAGACCUUUUGAAACCGCUAGAUUAGAUGCUGAAUUAAAGUUAGCUGGUGAAUACGGUUUAAAGAACAAGAGAGAAAUCUACAGAAUUGGUUACCAAUUAUCCAAGUUAAGAAGAGCUGCAAGAGACUUAUUAACCAGAGAUGAAAAGGACCCAAAGAGAUUAUUCGAAGGUAACGCUUUAAUUAGAAGAUUAGUUAGAGUUGGUAUCUUAUCUGAAGACAAGAUGAAGUUAGAUUAUGUUUUGUCUUUAAAGAUUGAAGAUUUCUUAGAAAGAAGAUUACAAACCCAAGUUUUCAAGUUAGGUUUAGCAAAGUCUGUUCACCAUGCUAGAGUUUUAAUCACUCAAAGACACAUUGCUGUUGGUAAGCAAAUUGUCUCUAUUCCAUCUUUCAUGGUCAGAUUAGAUUCCCAAAAGCACAUUGAUUUUGCUCCAACCUCUCCAUACGGUGGUGGUAGACCAGGUAGAAACAAGAGAAAGUCUCAAGCUUCUGCUGCUUCUGGUGAUGCAGAAGACGAAGAAUAA
This is a messenger RNA of Pichia kudriavzevii, 570 nucleotides long. RefSeq lists its product as uncharacterized. NCBI's taxonomy places the organism in Eukaryota, Fungi, Ascomycota, Pichiomycetes, Pichiales, Pichiaceae. Bases 1 to 570 code for a protein of 189 amino acids. The record is from RefSeq and is a predicted model, not a curated record. Gene Ontology annotation, cellular component: cytosolic small ribosomal subunit. Gene Ontology annotation, molecular function: structural constituent of ribosome; rRNA binding. Gene Ontology annotation, biological process: translation; positive regulation of translational fidelity. The transcript is spliced from 2 exons.